AUGGUUUUGGAAAACGCCAAUUUCUUCAACCUCUUUCUCUCUUCCACUUCUGGGUUUGAUGCCACAGCUUUCUCUUCCUUCUUAACAUCUCGACCCAUUCUCGCUGUCUAUAGCUCGUUCCCUCGCUCAGAGAUUUUAUGGCGCGUCGGUGUGUUGCGUUAUGAGAGCAUGAUCCACGAGUUUGACCCGUAUUUCAAUUACCGGGUCACUCAGUUUUUGACUCAAAAGGGGUUCUAUGAGUUCUGGAACUGGUUCGACUCGGAGAGCUGGUACCCACUUGGGAGGAUUGUUGGUGGGACACUCUAUCCCGGUCUCAUGGUCACAGCCGCCCUGAUUUACUGGACUCUCCGGUUUCUAAGGUUUGCCAUCCACAUUCGUGAAGUUUGUGUACUCACUGCACCGUUCUUUGCAUCAAACACCACUCUCGUUGCUUACUUUUUUGGCAAAGAGUUAUGGGACUCUGGGGCAGGACUUGUAGCAGCUGUGUUAAUUGCCAUUUGCCCUGGUUACAUCUCAAGGUCGGUUGCUGGUUCAUAUGAUAAUGAGGGGGUUGCUAUAUUUGCGCUGCUGCUCACUUUCUUUUUAUUUGUCAAGGCUGUGAAUACUGGUUCACUUGCUUGGGCACUGGCCUCUGCUUUUGGGUACUUCUACAUGGUUUCAGCAUGGGGUGGUUAUGUUUUCAUCAUUAAUUUGAUCCCACUAUAUGUAAUGGUUCUGUUGAUUGCUGGGAGAUACUCAAUGAGAUUGUACGUAGCUUAUAACUGCACUUAUAUCUUGGGGAUGUUGCUCGCAAUGCAAAUUCGUUUUGUGGGCUUCCAGCAUGUGCAGUCUGGAGAACAUAUGGCGGCAAUGGGAGUGUUUUUCUUGAUGCAGGUAUUUUAUUUCCUGGAUUGGGUCAAGCACUUGCUGAAUGAUCCAAAGUUGUUUCACACAUUUCUGAGGAUUACAGUGACCUGUGCGGUAGGUUUUGGUGCCAUUGCUCUGGGUGUUGGUACUGCUUCUGGUUAUAUUUCUCCAUGGACGGGGCGAUUUUACUCUCUCUUGGAUCCAACUUAUGCAAAGGAUCACAUUCCCAUAAUUGCAUCUGUAUCUGAACAUCAACCGACGGCAUGGUCAUCGUUCAUGUUUGAUUUUCAUAUAUUGCUUCUCCUUUUCCCAGCGGGUUUGUAUUUCUGCUUCAAGCGGUUGUCAGAUGCCACAAUAUUUAUAGUGAUGUACGGUCUCACAAGCAUGUAUUUUGCUGGAGUCAUGGUUCGGUUAAUUCUUGUUGCUACACCUGCUGUAUGUCUUAUUAGUGCCAUUGCAGUCUCAGCUACUAUUAAGAAUUUAACUCAGUUGUUGCGGGCAAAGAGCAAAGCUUCUCAUAGUGCCUCUGGCAAAGGAACCACUAGCACCAAGGCUUCUUCUAAGGGUUCACUGGAUCAAUCACUACCAUUUCAAAAAAAUGGUGCUAUUGCAUUGCUUCUAGGUGCAUUUUACUUGCUGAGUAGAUACGCUAUCCACUGUACCUGGGUCACUUCUGAGGCAUAUUCAUCUCCUUCAAUUGUCUUAGCUGCAAGGGGUGCCCACGGGAAUCGGGUCAUUUUUGAUGAUUAUCGUGAAGCCUACUUCUGGCUGAGGCAGAACACUCCUCCAGAUGCCAAGGUGAUGUCAUGGUGGGAUUAUGGCUAUCAAAUCACCGCCAUGGGGAACAGAACAGUAAUUGUUGACAAUAACACCUGGAAUAACACACAUAUUGCUACUGUCGGACGUGCAAUGUCAUCUUAUGAGGAUGAAGCAUAUGACAUAAUGAGAUCACUAGAUGUGGAUUAUGUGUUAGUGGUAUUUGGAGGUGUUACGGGCUAUUCUUCUGAUGAUAUUAACAAAUUUUUGUGGAUGGUAAGAAUUGGAGGGGGAGUCUUUCCUGUGAUCAAGGAACCUGAUUACCUUGUUAAUGGUGAAUAUCGUGUCGACAAAGGUGCAGCUCCAAAGAUGUUGAACUGUUUAAUGUACAAGCUCUCUUACUACCGGUUUGGUGAGCUGACAACAGAAUAUGGCAAACCUCCUGGAUACGAUAGAGCAAGGGGGGUCGAAAUAGGAAAUAAAGACAUAAAGCUUGAAUACUUGGAAGAGGCAUUUACCACGUCUAACUGGAUAGUCAGAAUUUACAAAGUCAAACCACCCAAGAAUAGGUGGUGA
Fraxinus pennsylvanica is the source of this 2178-nucleotide messenger RNA. The record is from the annotation of a GenBank genome assembly. NCBI's taxonomy places the organism in Eukaryota, Viridiplantae, Streptophyta, Magnoliopsida, Lamiales, Oleaceae.